Messenger RNA from Anarrhichthys ocellatus (wolf-eel), 2559 nucleotides. It is a transcript of the gene tango6, whose product is annotated as transport and golgi organization 6 homolog (Drosophila). The transcript has 11 exons. The record is from RefSeq and is a predicted model, not a curated record. Lineage: Eukaryota; Metazoa; Chordata; Actinopteri; Perciformes; Anarhichadidae. Gene Ontology annotation, biological process: protein secretion. Bases 135 to 2153 code for a protein of 672 amino acids.
AUUUAGAGAUGUUGUUAGCAUCCGUCCAUGGUCUAUAGCAGCCGAUAGCAGCGCAGUACAUCCAAGGCAUGGCGAGGUUGGCCUCGAUCAGAAACAAGGGCUGUGAGUACAAGUGAUGUACAUGUGAUGACGAGAUGACUCCGAUAACUCCAGCUAUCCUCUCAGCGAUACAUAUUCUUACGAAACCUCUUGGCGAAGCGUCUGCGCACGAUGCUCAGUCCUCACACCAAGAGGCUCUGCUGGCAGUGCUGCGGGCCAACAGGGCCCUUCUCCAUGAGCGGCUUCAGAGCGAGAGCAGCUUUGAGGAGGUGAGGAGGCUGAGGGAGGAGGUGAUGGUGGUGGCAGACUGGUUCGGCGGUGACACGGAAGACUCCGCUUGGGGUUUUGUCCAGGAGUGUCUCCUCCUGCUCCUCACCUUAUCGCGACACCUGUCCGCUGAACUCAAACUUUUCCAGCAGACCCCAGCUCCGUCUGCAGCUAGACAACGCACCCCUGAGAUGGCCCCACCGUUACCCCCUGAUGUCCUCAGUGUUGCCCAGCAGCAGACGCUUGGAGCGGCCCUUCAGUUUGUGGUUUCUCUGGGGCUCUGCCCAUACUUGGCCACUGGAGUGGGUGUGUCACUGGGUCGCAGGUCAGCGUUUGGAGCCAUGGUGGACAAACUUGUCCGCGGCGGGGCGGUGCCAGCAGCUGGACGCCGCCUUUUGACCACCACGAACAUUCUAUUGCAGUUGGCGGAGCUGUCGUGUCUCGCCACAUUGGUGUUCACACGGCAUCUGGGGGACGUGUUGGCGGCAUUGUGCCAGCUUGGCUACCAGCCACGCCGGGCAGAAGAGGGGAAGAUGCAGGAGCUCAGUGCGGAGGAAUGUCAAACUUGCAGGGAGGCCCUCAAAAGCCUUCAAGGAAAAGUCUACCAACCAAUGAUUAUCAAGGAGCUGCUGAUCCUCCAAGGACCCAAACAGUCUGCAGGAGGAAGCUCCCGUGGUUCCAGCAGCAGGGCAGUCCUGAGGUCAGCUCCCACCUGGCUAAAGCGUCUGUGUGGUCAGCUGCUGUCUGAGCGCCUGAUGCAGCCUAACGGUGUCCAGGCUGUAGUCAGAGCCAUCUUGGAGGGAGGAACAGGGGACGACUCGGACUGGAGGAAAUGUGACUGUGUGGCCAGGAUCCUGGUGACCUGCCCUCAACAGUCUGCCUCAGCAGACACCUACUACAGACACGUCUGUCAUCAGAUCCUGGACCUCCUGCACUUCAAGGACCAGCUGACAGCCCAGCAGCAUCAACGUGUGGCCACCAGGGCGGUGCUCUUCAUGGUGCAGGAGAAGCCCAGCUUUGCCCAGCAGUACCUGCUCACGCCUCUGCUCGGACCGCUCCACCGCUGCACCACUGCUUCCAAUGAGGGUCAUCUCCAAGCUGCUGUGGAGGAAUGGGAGCUGACACGUUGUGUGAAUGACGUGUUCAAGAUCUGGGUGGUUGGAAACAGUCCGUCAGCUUCUCUUCUUGAAGCUCUGGAACAAGUUCUCCCCGUUCUCUUCACACUCUUCUGCUUCACCAAGCAGAACGUCUCCCACCUACGCGCCCCCUGUCAGGAGGUCUUGCUGUGGUACCUGAGCCACGCUGAGACGUCUGCGGCCCUGUCAGCACUAAGGCAGCUCUCAGGUCUGCAGGGACAGAAGAACGAGGUGGCAGCAGACUUCCACUUCGCCCCAGGCAGUGAUGGAGGAGCCAGACUGAGCUCCAGGGAGACAUUCAGUGAAGAGGACGAUGCUCUGUAUGAGAAGCUGUCAGGAGAGCAGUGGAGGCUGGAGUGUCUUAUGCAACUGUUGUCUGAACUCAAAGACUGUGACCUGCCUGGAGACUUCUUCCUUGACCUGCUGCAGGAGAUGGCUGGCUGGUCAGCUGCAGCAGAUGGAGACAAGGAAGAUGAACCAGAGCUGGACGUGUCAACUAUGACACUUGUGGAGGUGGAACAGAGGCUGCUGGCUCCGUCUGCGAGGCAAGGCCAGAGACUCGCUUUGCUCCAGGUGUUGGCUGUGAUGGUCGAUUGUCUGCAGCAUACUGUGCUUCUGAGGAAAACCUCACAGGUCAGUGCAUUUCUUUAUCUCUCACUGACUAUCUGCUGUUUUAUAAAACACAGCACGUUUGUAAUGAUUCAUAAUUAAGGAAACAGGUGAAUUUACUUCCAUUAUCUGUUAUUACUUCAUCAUUAGUAACACAUAGAAGAGCUGUAUAAACUGGAGGGUCACAGUUCAGCACUGCAAAGAGAACCAACAGGAACAUACAUCAGAUGGAGACUGUAGCAGCAUCCUGUAGUAAACACACAACUCAGCAUGUCCUCAGUCAUUUGACAUAGAGAGCUGAUCCUAUUCACCAAUAAAUAAUAAGCAACAUAUCCUCCUAUUAUGGGUACUGAGCAUCCAACUCUCUCACCAAAACUCUGCUAGCAUUUAGCCUAGCUUAGCACGUAAACAAGAUGCACGUGUGUCACGUCUGUUGCGUUCAGGGGCAGCGGUGAGGAACGGACAGCCCGGUGUCACUGAAUUAUUACAGGCGCUCAUAACGUUGAGA